This is a messenger RNA of Salarias fasciatus (jewelled blenny), 2019 nucleotides long. RefSeq names its product nuclear receptor subfamily 1, group I, member 2 (gene nr1i2). NCBI's taxonomy places the organism in Eukaryota, Metazoa, Chordata, Actinopteri, Blenniiformes, Blenniidae. The record is from RefSeq and is a predicted model, not a curated record. The transcript has 9 exons. Gene Ontology annotation, biological process: cell differentiation; positive regulation of transcription by RNA polymerase II; negative regulation of transcription by RNA polymerase II. Gene Ontology annotation, molecular function: RNA polymerase II cis-regulatory region sequence-specific DNA binding; nuclear receptor activity; zinc ion binding. The coding region runs from base 207 to 1322 and encodes 371 amino acids.
UAAAACAUAAACCAACACACCAGCUGCUGCAGCACCUGCUCUCUGCUGCUCUCUCACCUGUCGGCGGCUCACCGGGAUUUAUUUGCACAGCUGUUUGGACAUCUGGAAUCAGGCCGUGAGGGGAAAUCUAAUGAUCUUCUGCCGGGUUGAGGCUCAACCUUUAACCAAGAACUAGAGACGUACUGAAAUAUCAUCUCCAGGUAGCCAUGAACAAUCAGGACACUGGAGAGGAUUUCCUCUAUCAGUGGAUCACGCUGCAAAACGAGGAGGAUGCUGACGAGGGGGCAAAGGUCACGGACGACGGGGAGCCUAAAGCCUGCGGGGUGUGUGGGGAUCUGGCCCGGGGAUACCACUUCAACGCUCUGACCUGUGAAGGCUGCAAGAGCUUCUUCAGGCGUGUCGUUAAGCGGUCCACUCAGCUCCACUGUCCGCUCCUCAAUAACUGCACCAUCACAAAGAAAAGCCGCCGGUCGUGUCAGGCGUGCCGCUUCCGUAAAUGCCAGGCCAUCGGCAUGCGUGGAGAGAUGGUCAUGUCAGAGGAGCAGAUCCUGGAGCGGAGGAUCCGGAUCCAGGAAAAGAAGAUGCGCGCCGCAGCCUCGCAGCUCUCGCCCCGGCAGGAGGAAAUGAUCCAGGAGCUGCUGCUCGGCCACCGCAGCACCUUUGACCCCACGUUCUCCCACUUCAGGGGCUUCAGGUCUUUAGACAGAAACACGCAUCAGAUCAUCAAAUCGGUCAUUGAGCCCUUUGACCUCACGACAUACAUGAUCCAGGACAUCAUCAGGUUCUCUAAAAGCUUCCAGGCUUUCCGGUCGUUAAGCAUGGGAGACCAGAUCACACUGCUGAAGGGAGCCACCUUUGAAAUCAUGCAGAUCCGCUUUAACAUGGUUUUCAACUCCAAGGCAAACAACUGGAAAUGCGGAAGUUUGACAUACUGCCUUGGCGACGCAGUACGAGCGGGUUUCCAGCCUCUCCUUCUGGAGCCUCUGCUGAAAUUACACCAAACGCUGCGGAAACUGGACCUGCAGGAGGAGGAAUACGUUCUCAUCCAGGCCAUGUCGCUCUUCUCUCCAGAUCGCCCCGGGGUUCUUCAGCACAGCGUGGUGGACCGGAUCCAGGAGAGCCUGGCGCUCACGCUGAAGACCUGGAUCGACUGCAAGAGAACCGACCCCGAGAAGCAUUUACUGUUCCCCAAAGUGAUCGCCUGCUUCACCGAGAUGAGGACCAUGACGGAGGAGUACAGCAAGCAGAUCCUGCAGAUCAAGGACCUGCAGCCCGACACCAUCUCCCCCCUCAUCAUGGAGGUGGUCAGCAAGGACGGAUAGAAUGGACGGAAGGAGGACAGGAAGCUGCUCUGUGGGGUAUUUCCAGUUUUGCUGAACAGGCAGACGUGCUGUUUCUGUCACUGAGGGUUGAAGUAAUUUAUAUUUGUUACCCAAGAUUAGUUUUUUCGUUGUGUGUUCUGAUGCUGUUCUAAAAAACAAUUAAUAAAAGGUGUUUUUAACUAAAUGAAACUAAGACGCUCCUUUAAAGUAGACCAACAGCGCCACCCUGUGGCCAUGUUUAUAACCAGGAUCACCUGAGGCCUGUGCAAAUAGUGAUUACCUAAAAAAAAAAAGCAAAAUAAAGUCAAAAAACUGGUAUAGAAUAUUUCUUAAUAAAGAUUUCAAGCGUAAUGUUUAUUAUACUGACUGGUUGGAUGUGGUUAUUUAAGUGGGAAAUGUAGACGUGGUUUUCUAUAUGUGGUGGAUCAGCUUCCCUAAAACCAUCAAAUAUAUCAGAACUUCUUCUCUCAGCAGCUGGAAGGACUCAGAAUACUGUUAACGAACUGAUUUUAAGAAGCAAAUACACCCAAGGACGAGCAAAACGGACACAUUUCUUGAUCAUUUCCAGGCUAUCCUACUCUUUAUUUAAUGCAAAUUACAGUACCAGGGAACUAUUCCUCGGAGCACGCAGAGGGAAUAUUUACAAAGGCGCACAUUGAGCAUACCUUCACAGAACAAAAGAAAAAAAAAAAAAAAA